AUGUAUGAAAAGCUAUAUAAUACGUAUAUUGCACAGAAACCGCCAAACAAUCAGAAAUUUGCGACGAAAAAGUUUUUUGUCGACAUUUCAAAAACACUAUACAAUGUUAUAUUCGUUGUCGUCCAAACCAGUUAUGAAAAAAGAAGACGCGAGAGAAUAAAUAACAGUUUGAACGAACUGAAAAAUUUGCUUUUAGAAUCAAGGAAAAGAGAUACGGCUUGCUGCUCAAAGUUAGAAAAAGCUGACAUACUAGAAAUGACCGUGCAGUAUUUAAAAUCCAUCCGAAUGCAACAAGUAAAAGCAAUCAACCAUAACAGAUCCUGUUGCUUUGGCUCAUUACAGAGCAGGUUUCAAUCACAGCGCUAUGGAAAUCAACAAAUAUCUUAUGGAUACACCUGAUUUACAACUUAAAGUCCGUAAUAGACUUCUUACACAUCUCUCAAACACUUGUCAUGCUGUAUUCAGUAACCAUCAAACCAUUCAACACACAAAACAAUACAAUCUACCAAUGUACCAAUUGCCUGCAACAGUUAUCACUAAUGAACCUUCGUCUUCAAAAGAAAUAUUUUUCAAUUCAUCAACA
Xenia sp. Carnegie-2017 is the source of this 583-nucleotide messenger RNA. RefSeq names its product transcription factor HES-1-like. Gene Ontology annotation, biological process: regulation of transcription by RNA polymerase II; anterior/posterior pattern specification; regulation of neurogenesis. Lineage: Eukaryota; Metazoa; Cnidaria; Anthozoa; Malacalcyonacea; Xeniidae. Gene Ontology annotation, molecular function: RNA polymerase II cis-regulatory region sequence-specific DNA binding; protein dimerization activity; DNA-binding transcription factor activity, RNA polymerase II-specific. Gene Ontology annotation, cellular component: nucleus. The record is from RefSeq and is a predicted model, not a curated record.